UUUUGAACCACGGCGACCAGCUGACACAGCAGCUGGCCAAGGUCUUCGUGACCAAGCAGCUGAAUGAGGUCUACGUGACCAAGCAGCUGGCCAAUGUCUACGUGACCGCAGGAGCGCUGGACAAGGUCUACGUGGCCACAGAAGCGCUGAACGAUGUCUUCGUGACCACAGGAGUGGAAAACGCGGUCUACGUGACCACCGGGCAGAAGGACGAGGUCUAUGUGACCACAGAGCCGAAAUACGAGGUCUACGUGACCACAGAGCGGAAAGACGAGGUCUACGUGACCACCAACGAGCAGAACGAGGUCUACGUGACCACCGACGAGCAGAACGAGGUCUCCGUGACCACAGACAAGCAGUACGAGGUCUACGUGACCACAGAGGAGCGGGACGAGGUCUACGUGACCACCGACAAGGAGUACGAGGUCCAUGUGACUACCGACGAGGAGUACGAGGUCCAGGCGGCCACAGACAAGCAGGACGAGGUCUACGUGACCAUGACGGAGCUGGCGCGGGCAGAGACGUUGCAUCGUCUGGGAGCUGAAGGAGUUACGGCGACGCAGAAGACGUUCUUCGCGCUGGUCAUGACAGUGAAGGGCAGCGCCCAGACGCUGAUCAGGAGUGUAGAAGAUCAGAAUGGAGCGCUGGCAUGGCGAGCGCUGAUCAAGCGCUACGAGCAAGCCGCGGUGAUGAGAGCGCAAAGUAUCAUGACGGCGUUUCCCAGCGUGAAGAAUUCCCUUUCGGACCUGGCAGGGUUCGAGCAGUACCACUCAGAGUGGGGGCGCGACAUCAGGCGCUACGAGACGGCGUCGGAAGAGGUGUUCGAUGCAGGAGUUAAGAAGGUCAUCUACCUACAGAAGGUGCCGAAUAACAUCAUAACGGUACCACAGAUGCAGAGAGAAAGAAGCUGCGACGAACUGAUCGCCACCGCGAUGCAGUACCUACAAGCGGCGACGGUGUACGAGGACGGGUGCCAGCAGGAGUGGCCAAGCCCACCAGGGCCAGGAGGAGAAGGCAGCAGAGCAAACCGAACCUCAGGAGCCAUGGAAGUGGACGCGCUGACACGUCAGUAUCCCAAAGGCAAGGGCAAAGACGGCAAGGGCAAGGGUGGAGACAUCAAAGGCACAGUCAGGACCAAAGACCAGAAGGGCAAGGGCGCGGAUCCCAUGGAGGCCAAGAACGGGCAGAAAGGCGGAGUGCAUGAGAUCACGAUGUGCGACGGCUGGAUCAACGUCAUCGCGCCGCCGCCAGGGCGCCACGGAUCGAAGACGGUGACGCUCUACAUCGCAGGCGACAGACGCAUUAUUAUGGAGUUCCAGGUCACUGACGUGAAGCAGCCCAUCAUGAGCGUAGGCAAUUUCUGCAGCAGGAUGGAGAACCGCGUGGCUUGGUGCGACGGCAAAGGAGGACUGCUGCGGCACGAGACGGCAGGAUUGGUCAAGCUCAAGAAGAUCAACAACCACUACGCACUGGAGUGUUGGACCAGGAUGUACGUUGACAUGGUGAAGAGGGCGAAGACGGAGACGCAGUACUGCGAGCACUGGCAGGGGGACCAGGAGGACUACCACCAGGAGAGCGGCAAAAACCGCAGGUCGCAUCUCGAGGAGCUGCAGAUGUACUUGCGGAUGCACCGCCAGAGGGGCCAGUGGCAGUUCCCGACGAUCGCGAGACGGUGGGACCAGAGACGACAGCCAGUGGACUUCCUGGACCUCGAGAGCCAAGCGGGCAUCGAGGGGGACCCCGUCAACUUCGAGUUCGUAGUGGGCAGCGACGCUUCGACCGGGGCCAGGGCGAUCAAAUGCGGCAUCUGCGAGGCGAUCAUCAUGAGGCAGUCGGAGACGUACUACAGCCAGGCGUACGGCAGGGCCGAGAGGGCCAUCCAGACGGUGAGGAAGCAAGUGGGGGCGCUGAUGCUGCAGGCAUGCAGCGUGGCUCUGCAACAGAUGCGCGAUCAGGGAGGACACCAACAUCACACACCCUACGAGAAAACCCACCUGCUCAAGUACCAGAAGCUCAUCGUCGCAGUCGGCGAGGCAGUGAUCUGCAGGAGGCCAGAAGCCCAGGUCAACAAGCUGGAGUUAUCGUGGCUGGAGGGCAUCUGGCUAGGGCGCGACGCGAGGGCGGGCGAGCACCUGAUCGGAACGUCGACGGGGGCGUGCAGGUCCAGGGCAGUGAAUGGGGAAGGUGGAGGGCCGACGCUGGGGCAAGGAGCUGUUCGACAAGACGAGGUGGGCACCCUGGGGGCCGACGCCGGCCGCGAGGGGGGGGCCGCCAGCGCAGAGGUCACUGCAGGCGAGCCGUCCAGGGUCACGACCGCCCAGAUGAUCAAUGCGGUCAGGGAGAUGUGCGAGGAGCCGCAGGUGGAAGACGGGGGGGCGCACGCGCUGGGCGGCGACUUCGCGGGGGCAAGGAAGGAGCACUUGGAGAAGAUCGCAGGGGGCGGCAAGGAGAUCGCGAAGGUACCUCCGAUCAAGGACACGACGUCCAAGAUCUUGACGGGGAAGUGGGUCGACACCUACCGGGCGGACGGCAGCGAGAAGAGUCGGUGGACCGCGGAGGGUGUCGAUCAGCAGGUGUACAGACCCGAGAAUUUCGUGGCCGCGACCCCCUCACUUCCGCACCUGAAGGCGAUGCUGGUCAACGCGGAGUUGCACGACCACGUGGUGGCGUUUGGCGACUGCAGUGGGGCGUUUUACCAGGCGCCGCUCACCGAGGGCCGCAUCUCCCUGCAACCGCCGCCAGAAGCAGGGGGGCGGGCCGACGACUUCCUGAUCACUGGGCCGAGCGACGACGUUGACAAGCUGUUAGAGGUCAUGGGAGAGAGACUGGAGUUAUCGGACGUGGUGAAGCUCACCAAGAACGGAGAUCAGGCGACGUUCCUGAGCAUGCAGGUGGAGAAGGCCGGGGGCGGCUACGCGAUCAGCGGCAAGACGAGCUUGAUCGACGACAUCCUGAAGGAGCUAGACUUGGAGACGGCGAAGCCAUCAGUGCUGCCCGAGACCAAGAACGAGAACGACGAGGUGAAGCUCGACACGACGGGCCACAGUCGCUGCAGGACCCGUGUGGGAAAGCUACCGCAGUUGGCGAGCCACCGACCUGACGUUCAACGUGGAGUUGGAGUUCUAAGCAGGGGCAUGUCAGGACCGACGGAGAAGGACCUGAGGAGGUUGAAGAAGAUGACUCGGUACCUUGGCGGCACGCGAGACUACGUGAUGCUGUUGGUUCCGAACAGAGGAGGUAUUCCAGUGGAGUGCUGGGUGGUCGCAGACUGGGCCGAUGACGAGACGGACAGGACCUCGACGAUUGGCGGCGUCCUGAAGUGCCGCGGAUGCACCGUCCUGUCGUGGUCAAGACGCCAGGGCUGCGUGGCACUGGGUUCGGCGGAGAGCGAGCUAUGCGCGCUGGGGCCGGGGGCAGCAGAGGCUCUCGGACUGGCAUCGCUACCCGAGGAGUGGAAGGAGAAGACGAUGCCGCUCGUGAUGAGCGACAUCAGCAGUGCGCUACACAUCGUGACGAAGCACGGGCCAGGGAAGAUGAAACACGUGGGGAUGCGCUUCCCGGCACUGCAGCAGUGGCGAGAACAAGGACGAUUGAACUUCCGUAAAGUAGGCGCUCACGGGAACCCGAGCGACAUGAUGACCAAGCCGAUGACCAAGGAGAAGCUGGAGACAUGUUCGGAGAUGGCUGGUCUGGUACGCUCGCAGGGAGAUAGAGGCUUGAGCCCAGGUGGGUGA
Prorocentrum cordatum is the source of this 3734-nucleotide messenger RNA. Lineage: Eukaryota; Dinophyceae; Prorocentrales; Prorocentraceae. The record is from the annotation of a GenBank genome assembly.